ACUCGAGCUAGGGUUUUUUUUCAUGUUCUCUCCCCCACCAACUGCGCAGUGAGAGACGAGUUACGCUGGAGAAGUAAUUCGACCAAGAAGGCAGACUCUGAAGCGAUUAUGAGCUACGAAGGUAACGGAGGAGGCGGCGUUGCCACCGCCAUCGAUAACCACAACAGUAACGACAACCACUAUGCCGUAGAUGGGGCUUCUCCUCAUUCUCGUGGCGGUGAAAACGAUCAUGGUGACUCUAAAUCUCGGCAUGAGUCCCAUGAUGUUGAAAAAGAAUCUUCAAGAAGCAAGGAAAGAGACAGUGAAAGGGGACGUGAUAAGGAUAAAGAUAAGGAACGCGAUCGUCACCGCGAGAAGGACAGAGACAGGGAGAGAAGCAAGGACGGGGAUAGAGAGAGAAGCAGGGAUGAAGAUAGGGAGAGAAGUAGGGACAGGGACCGAGACCGUCAUCACAGACAUAGAGACCGUAGCAGGGGACAUAGUGAGAAAAGGGAACGUGAGAGGGAUGGUGGUGAUGAUGAUGAUGAUUAUCACCGAAGCCGGGACCGUGACAGGAGGAGGGAUUACGAUCAAGACAGAGAGGACAGACACAGGCGACAUAGAUCACGGUCACGGGGUCAUUCAGAACGUAGGUCUAGGUCUGAACAUAGAUCACGGUCACAUUCCCGGUCCCGUUCACGUUCACGUUCUAAGAGCAAGAGGGUAAGCGGAUUUGAUAUGGCACCACCUGCCUCUGCAAUGUUAGCUGCCACUGUUGUUGCUGCAGCAGCAGGUCAGGUUCCUGGGACAACAAAUACUGCCAUCCCAGGGAUGUUCCCCAACAUGUUCCCUAUGGUCCCUGGUCAGCAAUUGGGAGCUCUUCCUGUUAUGCCAGUUCAGGCAAUGACGCAACAGGCCACCAGGCAUGCUCGGCGAGUCUAUGUUGGGGGCCUUCCUCCCACUGCUAAUGAACAGUCGGUUGCAACCUUCUUUAGCCAAGUGAUGUCGGCUAUUGGAGGAAAUACUGCUGGACCAGGCGAUGCUGUCGUCAACGUGUAUAUAAACCAUGAAAAGAAGUUUGCUUUUGUAGAAAUGAGAUCUGUCGAGGAAGCCAGUAAUGCAAUGGCAUUAGAUGGAAUCAUAUUUGAGGGGGUACCUGUAAAAGUUAGGAGGCCAACGGACUAUAACCCGUCCCUUGCUGCAACUCUUGGUCCGAGCCAACCUAAUCCCAAUCUCAACUUGGCUGCUGUGGGGUUGGCCCCUGGUUCCACUGGGGGGCUCGAGGGUCCAGACCGUAUUUUUGUGGGUGGUCUCCCUUACUAUUUCACAGAGGCACAAAUCAGAGAGCUGUUGGAAUCAUUUGGACCGCUCAGAGGUUUCAACCUCGUGAAAGACAGGGAAACAGGAAACUCAAAGGGAUAUGCAUUCUGCGUGUACCAAGAUCCUUCAGUUACAGAUAUCGCGUGUGCUGCUCUUAACGGGAUUAAGAUGGGUGAUAAGACUCUUACAGUCAGGCGUGCAACCCAGGGUUCUAUUCAGCCUAAACCUGAACAGGAAGACAUCCUACUUCAUGCCCAGCAGCAGAUUGCUCUUCAGAGGCUUAUGCUUCAACCAGGUGGGUUGCCCACAAAAAUAGUCUGCUUGACUGAAGUGGUUACAGCUGAUGAUCUCAAAGAUGACGAAGAAUAUGAAGAUAUAAUGGAGGACAUGAGACAAGAAGGUGGAAAAUUCGGCAACUUGGUGAAUGUGGUGAUUCCACGCCCUAAUCCAAACGCUGAACCGACCCCAGGAGUAGGAAAGGUGUUCUUGGAGUAUGCGGACACGGAUGGUGCGUCUAAGGCCCGGGCCGGAAUGAACGGUCGGAAAUUUGGAGGAAACCAAGUGGUGGCUGUGUAUUACCCAGAGAACAAAUAUGCACAGGGAGACUACGAAGGCUGAUUUAUCCGGUCUCUCUUUCUCUCAAAUGCUUUAGGAUUAGGCUACAGCUCUGUCUCUUUAGUUUUGCCUGUCAGUACCAAUGGAUUAUUAUUACGCUGUUAUUGCUGUUGUUGGAAGAAUCUUUUGCUCUGUAGUGUUAAACGUAGAUGUCUAUGGAUCAUGAAUGAUGGUUUUGUGUGUUUUUUUCAUUUGUAAUGUUUGGAUUGGAUCUAUCGAAUGGUAAUGCACUGUAAUCGCAGAUUAUUACCAAA
Messenger RNA from Tarenaya hassleriana, 2168 nucleotides. RefSeq names its product splicing factor U2af large subunit B. Gene Ontology annotation, biological process: mRNA processing. Bases 109 to 1917 code for a protein of 602 amino acids. The record is from RefSeq and is a predicted model, not a curated record. Gene Ontology annotation, molecular function: poly-pyrimidine tract binding; pre-mRNA 3'-splice site binding. The transcript has 13 exons. Gene Ontology annotation, cellular component: nuclear speck; U2AF complex; commitment complex. Lineage: Eukaryota; Viridiplantae; Streptophyta; Magnoliopsida; Brassicales; Cleomaceae.